Lepisosteus oculatus (spotted gar) is the source of this 2976-nucleotide messenger RNA. Lineage: Eukaryota; Metazoa; Chordata; Actinopteri; Semionotiformes; Lepisosteidae. The record is from RefSeq and is a predicted model, not a curated record.
UCUCCUGCCCCCCCCCAGGUUGGGAAUUACAAGCGCACGGUGAAGCGCAUAGACGAUGGGCACCGACUGUGCAGCGACCUCAUGAGCUGCAUCCACGAGCGCGCGCGGAUCGAGAAGGCCUACUCCCAGCAGCUCACGGAGUGGGCCAGGCGCUGGCGGCAGCUCGUUGAGAAAGGGCCCCAGUACGGCACGCUGGAGAGGGCCUGGACCGCGGUGAUGACUGAGGCGGAGAAGGUGAGCGACCUGCACAUGGAGGUCAAGGGCGCCCUGAUGAACGAGGACUUCGAGAAAGUCAAGAACUGGCAGAAGGAGGCCUACCACAAGCAGAUGAUCGGGGGGUUUAAAGAGACAAAGGAAGCCGACGAUGGGUUUCGCAAGGCCCAGAAGCCCUGGGCAAAGAAACUGAAAGAGGUAGAAGCUACCAAGAAGGCAUAUCACUCCGCCUGCAAAGAAGAGAAGCUGGCAACAACGAGGGAGAGCUCCAGUAAGCUGGACCCCAACCUGAACCCUGAGACGCAGAAGAAGCUGCAGGACAAAGUGGAAAAGUGCAGACAGGAAGCGCAGAAGACCAAGGAGAAGUACGAGAAGGCCCUGGAGGAGCUCGAUAAGUGCACGCCCCAGUACAUGGAGAACAUGGAGCAGGUGUUCGACCAGUGCCAGCAGUUCGAGGAGAAGAGAAUCGACUUCUUCAAGGAGCUGCUGCUGGAAGUGAAGAAACAUCUGGACCUCUCUACCAACCCCGGCUAUGCGGCGAUUUACCAUGACCUGGAAGACACAGUCAAUGCGGCCGAUUCCGACGAGGACCUGAAGUGGUUCAGAUCUAACCACGGCCCCGGGAUGCCGAUGAGCUGGCCACAGUUUGAGGACUGGUCGCUGGACCUGAACCGGACCCUCAGCAGGCGGGACAAGAAGAGGCCCAGCGAUGGGGUGACUCUGACAGGCAUCAGCCAGACCGGGGAGCAGGCCGCGCCGCCGGCCAGGAACAGCAGCAGUGUGCAGAAUAGCUCUGAACAGCCCAGCUUAAACCCCUUCGAAGAGGAGGAGGAAGAGGAGGAAACUGUGAAAGAAGAACAAAACAGCAGUCCAGUCAGUGAAAAAAAAGAGGAGGUUAAAACUAAAAACGCUGGCAGUGGGGAGAAGCCCCAGGACUUGUCCGACGAUGAGUCGGGGAACCCCUUCUCCGCGACCAGCGCCAACGGCAACGGGAACCCCUUCGAGGAGGAGCCGUCCCCCGGGAUAGAGGUGCCGGUCAAGGCGCUGUACGACUACGACGGCCAGGAGCAGGACGAGCUCAGCUUCAAAGCUGGCGACGAGCUGACCAAGAUCGGCCACGAGGACGAGCAGGGCUGGUGCAAAGGGCGACUGAAGGACGGCCAGAUCGGGCUUUACCCGGCUAACUACGUGGAAGAGCUCCAGUAACCGGGAGGAGGGGGGGGGGGAGCGUUUUCGCGAAAAAUGGUACAUUAUUUAGCUUCUCGUAAUCUUCCAAGGACUGCGGUGAAAGAGUGAACUGUGUACAUACAGAACACCAGAUGUUGCGCUGGUGCCCAGUGUUUGAUCUCCGGGUGGUGCUGAAGCAGGUCUCGCCGGGGCUCGGCUCUCAAGCGAGCGCGUCGAAUCGCUCGGCGAGGAUCGGCCGCUGCAUCGCAAUGCGGAGCAGACCGCACUAGACCUGUCCGCACGGGCACCGCAGAGCAGGAGCCUGGAGUUUGCUUUUGCAGGCCUUGUAAAUACGAUUUUAUGCUGUUUUGAAAUACCCUCUUAUUUUUUUAACGUAUAGUGUUAAUAUUGGUGCACGUGGAGCGCUCGGCGAUGGCUCUGUGCAGCGCUGCUGCGGCCGUGGUCUGUUCAGGUUGCCAAGAAGCACGGGGAGGCCCGUGUCAGCUGUAUGUCGUCUCCGCUUUGGGGUGUGAGGGAAUGAGUGUCUGUAUCGUGUUGCAGCUGCUCGUCUUUGAACUCCGUGCUGUUGGGGCCUGUGAUAAACUCUCCUCCGGGAGUCGCAGCUGCUGGGAGCACAUGGACCUUCCGGCUCAGGCUGGGUAUCCGUGUGGACAGCAUCGACACCGUACAAUACUUAUUUUAUCCCAAAUAUUACACAUCUGUUAUUUUUUUUUCUUAUUGGCAGUAAUGGGUAGCCUUUCAUUUCUGGCUGUAUGGCUGCGCUAGUACUUAAAUGAGCAAAUUUCAGGCCUCAAUCUAAAAAUAGUAACUGUUCUUAUAUAUAUAUAUAGGCUCAGACGAUUUAUUUUUAAAUGCCUUAUGUCUCCCUCGAUGCUGAAAUAUUUAUUGAGUCAGCACUGGACGUUUCAAGUGGUGCUGAUCACUAUUUUAGAAACUGUGGUAAAAGAUGUUGAAAGAACAACAAUGAAUGUUUUCACUUAUAUAAAGUAUUUUCACUUGUAUAUAACAAUGAACAACUAGAAAUUUGGGGUUUCUUUUACAUAUAAAUCAAAGAAAGAUAAUUUAUACCAUCUUUAGCCGCUUCCUUGAUGUUUGUAGAAUGCUGUGAUUUAAGUCAAUUUGUAUAGUAGUUGAAUAUUUUUAUUAAAUGUCAUGAGUGAUUGGGUUAUCUUACUACUUGUAAAUACACAUUUGUUUCUCAGAGGGUAAUGUCAUGGAAUCAAUAAAUUUAAGAAACCCAUGAGGGUUACAUUUCAUUUUUUAAUUAUAAAUUAAAUUUAAUGCAUUUGCUAUUGUUCUCACAGUUGUUAAUUAUAUUUCCGCUUUAAUUACUUAUGUAUUCCUGUUUUUCUUCCUCCUCUUGCUCCUAAGAAAUAUUAUUUGUGAAUUCGAGCUAGCAACGUUUUUUGCCAUUAUUUGAAAUGAAAGUUUCUCCGAACAUGCAACUGCAGGCGUUUUGGAAGAACAUGUAGUAUCAGCACCUUGUAAGAAUGUAAUUAAAAAUUAAGCUACACUUGCACAGUUCUUUUUGUAAAUGGCUCACUUUUAUCAUAAAAUAAAAGGAUUGCAAAAGGU